ACUUGGCCGCGCGAUCAAAUUCAAAAUUCACGCUCCACGCACUCGUCUCUCUCUCUCUCUCUCAACCCUAAUCUACCACUUCACUUCAAUUUCUCUCUUCGAGUCCUCCAUUUCCCAAGCCUCACAUGGCUUCCCGCAAUCCCAGCAAUAAAAGGGUGGGCCCCGAAGAAGCUUCUCUGGACAAGCGUCGCAGGGGCACCGCAGCUGAGAAAAUGGAGCGACAGGGCGGUCCCGCUGCUGCUGGGAGGCCCAGAACACCGUUUUCCGUUGUCACAAAUCGCUCUGACCUUAACACGACGAGUGAUGUCACCGACGCGGUUGAUUUCACGAAGGAGGAGGUGGAGGCUUUGUUGAAUGAAAAGAAGAAGGGAAAUACCUAUGAUAGUAAGAAAAAGAUGGAGCAGAUGACGGAUCUUAUUAAGCGCCUUAAGGCCUGCGUUCGCUGGUAUAAAAGAAUUGAAGAAGGGUAUGUCCAAGAAAAGGAAAAGCUUCAGUCUGAGCUAGAGGCUUCUGAGAAGAAGUGCAGUGAUACUGAGACUGAGAUGAAGAAUAAGAUUGAUGAGUUGAAGGAGGCUCUAUCUGAUUCGAGGAAGAAAAUUUCUUGUCUAGAAGAGAGAAUUGUGAAGGAAGAAUCAGAUAAAUUGGAAGCGAUUAAUUCUUAUGGUAAAGAAAAGGAAGUCAGAACUAAAGCUGAGAAAGUUCGGGAUGAGAAGUCAGCUGAGCUUGAGAAAGUUCGGGAUGAGAAAUCAGUUGCUGAGAAGAAGGCCAUUUCAAAUGAAGAUUUGUACAAGCGAUCACAGGAGUAUAAUAUGAGCUUGCAGCAGUACAAUAGUCGUCUUCAGUUUGAUCUUGAAACAGUUAAUGAGGCCCUUAAACGGCUUGAAACUGAGAAAGCAACCAUUGUUGAGAGUCUUAGCAAUUUAAGAGGCCACAAUAAGGCAUUGCAGGAUCAGUUGGUAUCUCUUAAAGUUUCACAGGACGAGACUAUAAAGCAGAAAGAAACUUUAGUAAAUGAGCUAAAAUGUCUUCGUGAGGAAUUAAAGCAACUUAGAGAUGACCGUGACCGUCAGUUGGAGCAAGUACAAGCUCUAACCGGAGAAAUAGCGAGGCACAAAGAAUAUACUGGGAAAACAUGUACCCAAUUGGAUACGUUGAUGAUUAAAACAAAUGCUCUUGAGGAAACUUGUUCAUCUCAAAAGGAUCAAAUAAAUAUACUGCAGCAGCAGUUGUUUGCUGAAAGAGAGAAAUUAAAGAAUUCUGAUCUAUCAGCUUCAGAAACAAGAACAAUGUUCGAAGAGCAGAAGAGGAUUAUACAGGGGCUACAGGAGCGUUUGGCAGAUAAAGAAUUUCAAGUAGUAGAAGGAGAGAAGUUAAGAAAAAAACUGCAUAACACUAUUUUGGAGCUAAAAGGAAAUAUUCGUGUUUUCUGCCGUGUACGGCCGCUCCUAUCGGAUGACAGUGCGGACACGGCUGUUUCAUUCCCUACUUCAACAGAAGCGCUUGGUCGGGGCAUUGAAUUGGUACAAAGCGGGCAGAAGUACAAUUUCACAUUUGACAAGGUGUUCAAUCACGAGGCUUCUCAGCAGGACGUUUUUGUAGAGAUAUCACAGCUGGUACAAAGUGCACUUGAUGGCUACAAGGUGUGCAUCUUUGCAUAUGGACAGACGGGCUCAGGUAAAACCUACACUAUGAUGGGUAGGCCUGAUGAGCCAGAUCUGAAAGGGUUGAUACCCCGUUCUUUAGAACAGAUAUUCCAGACUAGCCAGUCUCUAAAAGACCAAGGGUGGAGGUACACAAUGCAGGCAUCAAUACUGGAAAUAUAUAAUGAGACCAUCAGGGAUUUGUUAUUAACAAAUCGGUCAAGUGAUCAUGCACGAUCGGAAAAUAGUGCUUCCAGCAAGCAGUACACUAUCAAACAUGAUGCAAAUGGAAACACACAUGUUUCGGACCUCACAAUUAAGGAUGUUUGUAGCGCAGAUGAGAUUUCCUCCCUCCUGCGACAGGCAGCACAAAGCAGGUCAGUGGGAAGAACACAAAUGAAUGAACAGUCAUCCAGAAGCCAUUUUGUCUUUACACUGCGUAUAAGUGGGAAAAAUGAGAACACUGAACAACAAGUCCAAGGUGUCUUAAACCUGAUCGAUCUUGCUGGAAGUGAAAGACUCUCGAGGAGUGGGGCAACUGGAGACCGGUUGAAGGAAACUCAGGCUAUCAACAAAAGUUUAUCGUCUCUGAGCGAUGUCAUAUUUGCUUUGGGAGGAAAGAAAGAAGAUCAUAUUCCUUUUAGGAAUUCAAAGCUGACGUACCUUCUCCAGCCAUGUCUCGGUGGCGACUCCAAAACGUUGAUGUUUGUCAACAUCUCACCUGAUCAAUCUUCCACUGGCGAGUCACUUUGUUCCCUCCGCUUUGCAGCCAGAGUCAAUGCCUGUGAAAUUGGGAUUCCGCGGCGUCAGACUCAGACAUCAUCAUCACGCUCCUCAGAAUCCCGUUUGAGCUAUGGUUAACAGAGAGAUUUGCCUGGCAAUAGGUUUCAUCCAUAACCAAAUUUAAUUGUUUAUUUGCCCUGCUUUAGCGGCAGAAUGAAGAAAAUAUAUUUAUAUAUAUUCUUUUUUGCUGCUAUAAUUGUACGAGUGUAAAAUUUAGAGAAUCUAACUUUUGUGUAAAUUGAUUGUAGAGGCUUGGCUUUAGCCUCCGAUAGUAUGUAUGUACCAAUAAUUUGUGUACCAUUCAGAUGUGACAUGACAUAGUUCUCAAUUUGGCUUUAGCAUUUGUUUAUUCAAGUGAUUUUUGCUCGC
This is a messenger RNA of Vigna unguiculata (cowpea), 2792 nucleotides long. RefSeq names its product kinesin 1 (gene ATK1). Gene Ontology annotation, molecular function: microtubule binding; ATP binding; microtubule motor activity. The record is from RefSeq and is a predicted model, not a curated record. NCBI's taxonomy places the organism in Eukaryota, Viridiplantae, Streptophyta, Magnoliopsida, Fabales, Fabaceae. Gene Ontology annotation, biological process: microtubule-based movement.